AUGUACGAAGCACAGGACCGCUGGGAAAUUGUCGUCAUAAACCCAGGCCUCGUCGUCGGUCCCUCUAUUUCUCCUGAAUCCGCUUCAGGCUCCCUGUACAUGCUCGAGGCCAUGUAUCGGGGCGAAAACAAAAUGGGCGUCGCCGAUCUACACUACCCGGUAGCGGACGCGCGUGACGUUGCUGAGGCACAUGUUAUUGUGGGAGAAGAUAUAGCUACAAAAGGCAGAUUCAUCAUCGCUAGCGACCGUAGUUUGAGCUUGCUGGAAAUGGCAAAUGCCGUUCGUCCUGCUCACAAGACACCAAAUGUUCUGCCUACGCGAGAUUUGCCCAAGCUGAUGGUCUAUGCUGCGGGACCGUUUAUGGGACUGUCCAUGAAGUGGGUUUCGAGGAAUAUUGGGAUAGGAUUCAAAGUUGAUAACCGCAGGAGCGUUUCCGAGCUGAAGAUAAAGUAUCGUCCUUUGGAAGACACGAUGGCGGACCAUUACGAUGAAUGGUUGCGCAACUCAAGUAGCCAUUAG
Molecule: messenger RNA, 519 nt
Organism: Alternaria arborescens
Lineage: Eukaryota; Fungi; Ascomycota; Dothideomycetes; Pleosporales; Pleosporaceae
Exons: 1
Coding region: 1-519 (172 amino acids)
Source: RefSeq, a predicted model, not a curated record